CAUAGCAUAGUUUUUAGAGUUGAAGUGUUAAACCCAUUCUCCGAAUACACUACCCUUGAGCCGCAGCUUCGGUCGAGCCAAGAGAGAGAGAGAGAGAGAGAUGUGGAGAAGAUUUUCGACGCAGCUCCGAACGCUAUACCCGCCUCCCUCCUCCGCCGUCAAACCCAACCAUAUCGCAGCGGCAUCCACCACUACCCAUCCGUCUACUGCCUCUGCAGGAAAUGUUGAUUCGGGGAAGUGGCGUGCACUUGGUCAUAACAUUGGAACCAGAGAAGGGCUUCCUGUAGACUCUAAGAAAAAUGGCGUUGCUUCUGUUUCAUCGUGUUAUAUUGAUCCUAGAUCCAGUUUUUCAAAACUAUCAACGAUGGGGCCUAUGUUUCCUAGAAGAUUCAUUGCAACUAUAGGAACCCCUUUGGAUACUGUUUCUCAAGAUGCUUCAACUUCUGACUCUCUGGUGACUCCACGUAUCAAGUUUAAGAGGCUUGAUAAGACAGCAAAGCACAUAAUGCAGAUUCUCGAUAAGGAAGCAGUUGAAGAAGUGAGGACACAGAAAGAGAUACCUGAUAUAAGGCCUGGUUAUAUUUUACAGCUCAAAGUGGAAAUACCAGAAAAUAAGAGACGUGUUUCAAUAAUCAAAGGAAUAGUAAUAGCAAGACGAAAUGCUGGUUUGAAUACUACAUUCAGAUUAAGAAGACUUGUUGCAGGGGUUGGUGUUGAAUCCCUCUUCCAUCUAUACUCUCCCAAUAUAAAGGAGGUGAAGGUGGUGGACAAGAAGAAGGUGAGGAGGGCCAAGCUGUAUUAUCUCAGGGAUAGAAUGAAUGCAUUGAAGAAACAAUAAACAAGAAGUCUAGAUAGUGGGAUGGAAGAAGGUAUGAGCUGGCUGUAUCCUUUGAAAUUCCGUGCAAGGUUAAGUGUUGAGAGCAAGAAAUGGAAGAAGAAUUAUAUUUUGCUAUAAGUUUUCUAUUGAUGGUAGUAUUAACGAAGCUGUAUCAACAGCAUUCCCUUUGUUGAUGUUACCCACAAUGUAGUUCCCCUCCCCUAUGUUGGAGAAGCUAAUGGAAGAAAAUGAAAUCCUCAG
This is a messenger RNA of Ipomoea nil (Japanese morning glory), 1078 nucleotides long. RefSeq lists its product as uncharacterized. NCBI's taxonomy places the organism in Eukaryota, Viridiplantae, Streptophyta, Magnoliopsida, Solanales, Convolvulaceae. Gene Ontology annotation, molecular function: structural constituent of ribosome. The transcript has 7 exons. The record is from RefSeq and is a predicted model, not a curated record. Gene Ontology annotation, cellular component: ribosome. The coding region runs from base 101 to 838 and encodes 245 amino acids. Gene Ontology annotation, biological process: translation.